AUGCCCUCUCAACGCCCUAUCAACACCAACCUCACGCCGUUCCAGCUUCUAAGUGAAAUCCUUGAUUUUACAAACGACGACCAACAUGACUGGUGGCAGAGCACUGGGCCAAUGCUUGCCAAAUUGCUUCAGGACGCAGGCUACAACAGCCGCGCUCAAUAUACCCACCUCUGCAUCCAUCACAAAUGUGUCGUACCAUUUCUCGGGCCUUACCCAGAAAAUGGUAAGGACCGGUGGAUGAGCAUCCUUAGCCGCUUUGGUCUUCCCUAUCAAUUAAGCCUGAAUUGUUCUAAAUCAGUUGUCAGGUUUGCAUUUGAGCCCAUUGGACCAUUAAGCGGCACUAAAAAGGAUCCCUUUAAUUCACAAGCUAUCUGGGAAUGCCUUGGAAAGCUUAUACGACUGAACCCUUCAAUUGACCUCCAAUGGUUUACACAGUUAAAGAACGACCUGGUAUUGGACAAAGAUGAAGCAGAGUUGGUCAUGGAGCAUGGUCUAGAUAGAGGGCAAGUCAGAACACAAAACAAAUUGGCCCUAGAUCUCAAUGGAAGCAGAUUCGAGGUCAAGCUGUAUAUAUACCCAUACCUCAAGUCAGUGGUUACGGGUAUCCGGAUUGAGCAGCUUAUGUUUAACUCUGUGCGAAAAUUGAACCAUAAUCAAAAACUCACCGUCCCUUUAUCUAUCUUGGAAGAAUAUAUCAACUCUCAUAGAAACCAAACGUUAACUACACGCUUGAUUUCUUGUGAUCUUGUUGAUCCGAGCCGGUCACGAAUUAAAAUAUAUGUGGCGGAGCAAUCAGUGGAUUGGGAGCAUUUGGAGGAUAUCUGGACACUUGGCCACCGGAGACAGGACCCUGCUACUAUUAAUGGCUUAAAGCUACUUCGGGAGCUAUGGGAUUUAAUCAAUAUCCCAGAAGGACUUCCCCUGUUAGCUAACUUUACUCUCUCCCCAAAGGAGCCGUACCCGGCGCCUCAAGUGUACUUUCAUACUUUUGGAAUGAGUGAUGCUGGCGUUGCAGAUGCCAUUGCAACAUUCUGCGAGAGGAGGGGCUGGGCAGAUAUGGCCAAUCUUUACAAGGACAACCUGUUUUCAUACUACCCUGAUAUAGAUGCCAAUGCAAUAAAUUACCUUCAAUCCCUGGUAUCGUUUUCGUACAGAGAUGGAAAGGCUUAUUUAAGUGUAUAUCUCCAUACUUUUGAGACUGGUGGUUUUAGAAAAUCUUGGACACUGUGA
Messenger RNA from Microsporum canis CBS 113480, 1230 nucleotides. Its product is annotated as tryptophan dimethylallyltransferase. The coding region runs from base 1 to 1230 and encodes 409 amino acids. Gene Ontology annotation, molecular function: transferase activity, transferring alkyl or aryl (other than methyl) groups. Lineage: Eukaryota; Fungi; Ascomycota; Eurotiomycetes; Onygenales; Arthrodermataceae. Gene Ontology annotation, biological process: alkaloid metabolic process. The transcript has 3 exons. The record is from RefSeq and is a predicted model, not a curated record.